ACCCGCUCGUGUCCUGCUCGAGCCCCGCAGCCUCCACAGGCCCAUGGAGAGCGGAGCCGCGCUUGUCCGCACCGGGGGCGCGUUGAUCGGAUGCCUUUCGCCUCAGCUGCGCCGUGAGGUGUUUUCCAUUCUGGAUUAAUUGGUUGACCGAUGGCUCCCAAACAUGCGCUCCUCUGCCCCGGGGUCGCAGGGCUAACUGGGGAAGGAGACCCCCGCUCCUCUUCCUCUUCCUCCUCCUGUUCCUCCUCCUCCUCAUGGAUCCUGGACGCGGGGAUGCUGGCCGUCCGCACGCCGAGCACCGCGCACAGGAGCCGGGCGCUGGGUGGGAUGACGGCCCGGUGCUUUGUGUUGGUCGGCGCGGUGCUGAUGCUGAUGAUGCAGAGCUGCUUGGCCGCUGACGCUGAGGGAGGUCAUCCUGACUCAGUGAGGCGGGCUGUGCUGCCUCUUGACCCUGCAGCUCCCUCCAACCUCUCAGCCACCCCUGAAAUCGGAGACAGGGCCGGGGGGGAAGACGAAGAAGCUCUGGACGGGGGGGCCGGAGCUUGGUCCGAGGGCAGAGUGUUCUCCGAGGACAGAACCGCAGUCUGGACGGAAACAGAAGCCGCGGUGCGUCCCGGAGCAGGGGGCAAAGUGUUUGCGGAGACGGGCAUCCUGAGAGGAGCCGGUGCCUGGGCUGAGGUCGGGGCUGAGGUCGGGGCUGAGGUCGGGGCUGAGUGGAGGCCAGUGGACAGGGAGGGGGGCGACCUGCCAAACAUGCCCAGGGAGGCGGCCGCCUGGCUGGGGGAGCAGGGGCUGCACACGCGUGGGGGGGGCCGCAGAGAGCAGGCGGCCUUUUCAUCAGUCCUCACCAUGCUGGCGGAGACGGCCGAGCUCCAGGCUCCAGCUGUGGGAAAACCUUUAGGGCUGCUGUCUAAAGCUGCCUGGACCAGAGGCUCCUCUUCAUCGUCAUCCAAGACCUCCUCCUCCUCUUCCUCCUCCUCCUCUUCCUCCUCUUCCUCCUCUUCUGCAGCCAAGGCCCCGUCUUUGCCUUCCUCAUCCCCCCCACCCAGUAACAGAAGCAGUCCCACAGCCGGGUCGAACAACGUAACUCUGGUGGCCGUCAACAGCAACUCCUCCAACAGCAACGGCAGCUUCGGCUCAGACGAGCCGGUGAACAACCUGCCGGCCUGGGAUCAACCCACCGUCCCCGAGUCCCUCCUGUCCACGGUGGGCGACCACGACGUCACGCUCCCCGCCAACGUCACCAGCCCUUUCUCCACCCGCCAGUGGAACACCACUGUGCCCGCACGCACCGGAAACACCUCACGCCCCACCACCACCCCCGGCACCACCAUGCAGAUGCCUCUGUUGACCACCGCCACCAUGUCAGCUUCACCGGUUUCCACCGCGGCGACCGCACAGACGCCGCCAGAAUCCACCACGGCUCAGAACAUCACGAGCCGGGACCUGGUGACCGGUGAAGGCCUUCAGCUGACCACGAUACCCACGACCAUAACCUCAACGACCACCCUGCCUGGGAGCACCGGUGAGGUGACGAUGCAGGCGGUGACCACCGGGAGCGCUGUGACGCUACCACCAAACAUCAGCGCCGCUACGACCGCGCAGCAGACGACGAGUCUCAAACCGACCACAGAGGCCACGUCUCCGCCUACAACCACCACCACCACCACGCCGGCUCCCACUACCACCACCACAGUACCUCCAACCACCACCACCACCACUACUACUACUACCACCACCCCUCCUCCCACUACUACUACCACCACCACCACCACCACCACUACUACACCUGCCCCAACAACCACUACAACCACUGCUCCCACUACAACCACCACAACGAAGGCACCUGUCACCACUGUGUUCACACUGGAGCUCACCACUCCACCUCCCACUACAACCACAGAACCUCCAUCCAGCACCAGUGCAGAGGACGGUCCUCUACCGUGCAACGUGACCGAGAAGUACUGGGUCAGAACAGUUUUGUCCAUCGAGCUGCGCAGGAACCGCCUGGACCUGAUCCUGAAGCAGAAUCUGUCUAAAGGGCUGAGCCACGCCCUGCAGCGAGCGCUGAACGACUCCACGGCCUCGGCUCAGGUGGAACAUGACGACUGCAGCCCCCACAACGUGAGCCUGGUCUACUACGUCACCAGCGGGAAGACCGUCCACGUGGCCUCUCGCGUGGUCGAGGCGCUGAACGUGUACGGCUUCGACAAACUGCUGUCGGACGUCAGGCAGCACAUGCCACUGGUGAGGGCCGUGCUGGUCCCAGUGGCAGCCUGGAUGCCCACGCCGAGCAUUCACCUGCAGCUGAGAACAGUGCUGAGGUUCGUCGGCCCCACAGACAACAUCUACUCCUGCAGCUUCGUCCAGAUGUUGGAGCAGCGGCUGGAGAACGCCUUCGAUGAGGCUCAGGACAAAGUGCUGGAGACGUACAACCGGCUGGCUGUGGAGAUCCAGAGUGUGUCCCAGGAGCCGGGCUCACCGGCGGUCUCACUGGUUUACGUUGUGAAGAACCAGGACGCCGUCCUCAACGGGACCAUCUCCAGCGGCCUCCUCAACCAGCUGACCGCCGAGCUGGUGGGCUACUUCCUGUUCUACCCCCCCCUCGUCAUCGCCGAGCCUCUUGAAUACCAUAAUCUCAACACGUCGAUGGCAACAAAGAACUAUUGGGUGAAAACAGUGAUCCAGGACGUGGACUCCUCCUCCCUGGAGGCCAACUACCAGAGCUUCGCCAACCUGAUGGAGCAGCGGCUGGCCGAGCUGUUCCUGGUGGCCGGCCGGCAGGGCGCACAGGCGGCUCGAUCCCGGCGCGCCACAUCCGUAGGGGGCUACACUGUACAGAUGGUGAGCAUCCGUCGCCUGCCCGGCCCCAAGAACCCUGCGGAGAUGACCUUCUACGCCCAGCUGAACGGAGCAGCCCUCACUGGAACCACUGCCGCCAAGACCCUCAGCAGCCUGGACUCCCAGACCAUGGCUCUGACGCUGGGAUACUUUGUUCAAGUGCAGGCUGAACCCGUGGUCAAGAUUCCGCCCAGCAACCUGUGGAUCAUGGCCGUCCUGACGCCCCUUUUCCUGCUGAUGGUGGUGAUCGGCAUGGUGGCCUUCAUCCUGUGCAAGAGGAACCGGGUCAUCUUCAAAAGCGGCGCCUUCAGGUCGUUCAAAACCCGCUCCAAGACGUCAUACCGAAGGGAGGCCAGUUACCACCACCAGCCGGUCCAGGGCUUCGACUACGCCAAGAAGCACAUGGGACGCACGGGGGACGACGCUGUCUCCGUCACCAAGGACACGCUGGUGCUGGGGCUGCCUGUGAGAGACGCUCCGUUGUCCCUGUCCCUGGAUAAGAAGGUCCACCAGGACGGCACGGCCAGCAAGAGGCCGCCAUCGGCCGACAUUCACAAAGGAGGACGGGUGCCCAGCGAGGAGGACUCGGUGUCGAGCGGCGGUUCCACGAAGAUGAACGCCAGCAAGAGCUCGUCGGCCCGUCGGACGGCCACCGGCAGCAGCACCAAGAACGCCAAGGAGGAGCUGCACAAGAGGAGCCCCAACGACCCGUACGAGGACCACACUGGUUCCCUGCGUCUCAUCACCAUCAAACCCAUGACGGCCCAGCCCACCUACUCCUACCCCUCGUCCUCCUCCCACAGCCAAGACUCGGUGGUGCUCAACGGGGACGCGAACCACAGUGGCCUGAAGCAGAAGUCGGACAUCGAGCACUACCGGAACAAGCUGCGUCAGAAGGCGCGGAGGAAAGGCUACGGGGAGUUCUCUCUGUCGGAGAACGGCAGCCACGGCCACGGCCACCGGGACGCCAGGCACGGCCGGCACGAGCCCGGCCUCAAGGAGCCGAUGACCGCCGAGGAGAAGAGGGCCUCGUUCGCCGGCUGUCACAAGAGGUACUCUCACCCCCGGGAGCCCAACUACUGGAGCCGUCAGUCCCUGAGCAGCCCGAGCCCGGUGGAGACGGAGAUGGACCUGCUGGUGCUGAGGGAGCGAUCCAGGAGGGGGAUCCGCAACAACGGCUACGAUGGCGAACCGGAGCCGUUCGAGGAGACCAACGUGGACCGGCUGAUGAGCUCUCUGGGCUACGGGGGUGGCUCCACCGGCACCGGCAGCUUGGGGGUGAAGGCUCACCGCGGCUCCGACUCGUCCACCCUCAGCUCGCAGCCGUCCAUCGACGAGGUCCGCUCGCAGAUGCACAUGCUGCUGGGCAACGCCUUCAGCCUGGCGCCUCCGGACCACGACCCCCCCUCCCCGCCAACCAACAGCCGCCACCACCACCACCACCACCUGCACCACCUGGCCCACAGCGCCUACAACCCCUCCCACACCAGCCACUACAGCGACGGGGUCACCAGCGCUCCGGGGACCAUGAACCAUCCCUGUGGCGGCAGGCAGAGGAGCGCCGGAUACGAGGACAUGCACCAGUGCAGCCUGCCCAAACCGGGUUUCCGGUUCACUCAGCUUCCUGACAUGGGCAUCGGUUCUCCCCCGCCGCUGAUCCCCUCGAGGGCGGGGCCGCCGCCGGGGACCUCACUACGACGUUCCACCCCCGAUGUUAGUCUGAAGCCUCGAGUGUCAGAGGUCAACGACCUUCAGGCCCAAAUGCACAACGGCGCCCCCUACCUGCCGCUGUCCAGGACCCCGUUCCCCGCUGUGACCGUCGACCAGUCCAUCACCAGCUACUCAGGAAACCCAAUAACAGCCGUCUACGCUAUAUCAGCCAACCGCCCGGGCUACUCGGAUUACUUCGUCAUGUCUCCGCCGUCCUCGUACCGUAGCCCGUCCUGGAUGUCCUACCCCCCCGAGCCGGAGGACCUGCCGAGGCAGUGGAACGACACGCCGAACUCACGCCACCUGGAAACCAUCUGCUGAAGACGCCGUCCCUGACGAGCUCGGUGUCUCUCUGGACUGGAGGACCUGCUUCUAACAGAAGACCCUCUGGAGCUUUAUCAACCCCACCCCCCCACCUCCUCCUCCUCCUCCUCCUUCUGGAGUCCGGCCGCCCUUCUUCCUGUCUGAUUCCUCCAUCACCAGUGGACACCCCCAACCCCAACCCCCCACCCACUCUCCACCUCGACACUUCCUCCAGCUGUCCCUCGCUCCCCCGGCCGGAACUCCGUCUUGUGAAUCCUCCUCCUGGUCAAAGCUCCACUUCGAUCUCCUGACCAAUGAAAAUCUUCAGCCAUAAGAUUCUCUCUCUCUGUCUCUCUCUCUCUCUCUCUCUGUCUCUCUCUCUCUCUCUCUCUUCCCCCCCCCCCCCCCUCUCUCUUUCUCUCUGCUCCCUGAGCCCUGGACCUCACUGGGCCCCCGAGUUUCUUCUUCUCCGCCGGCUGCCUCCUCUGUGGUGAGAGCCAGAGAACAACACUGCUGAACCGACCUGAGGUGAUGAGAGCUGCAACGCGCCGCCCUGCCUGACAACACACAUUGUGUAGCCGGGGUGAGCGCGGUGCAGGGCGUGGUGCAGUACCUGCCUCCUGCCCAGCUCCCGGGCCGGACCGACCUGGACUCCAAGCCGGGAUCCCUGGACUGACUUUAAAACUGUGCUUUUCUUUUCUUUUUUUGAUGAAUCCAAAUUCCUAUGUAAACCUCCUACAGUUGGUUAAUAUGUGUAUUUUAAACUUAAGUGAGAAAAAAACAUCUAAAGUGAAAAAGCAACAAAAAAAAAAAGAACAAAAAAAACCAACAACCUCUGUUGAGCCGUCUGGAUUUCAGUUUUGGAUUUCUGUGUGCUUCUGUCUUUUACUUUCGUGCAUUGAUGGUUAUCAAUGGAUUCCUGUACAAAGAACAUGUCGUGAGUGUCUCUCUGUCACUCACCGUAUUUCAAGGCAAAAAAAAUAUCGUAUAUUCUUUGAAGCAGAGAAAAACGGUGGCUUAGUCGUUUGUGGCUACGACGGCGUUUCUGUACUUUUAAAAAGACUUCAUUCAUUUUACCUUUUUCCUUCAUCAGCCUCCGGUGGUGAAAACGAGAAUAAGUCACAACGUUCGGUCGAUCAUCUGAUCACGAAGUUAGUUUUUUUGUGCGUCUCCUGACCGCGACGCAGGCCGGGGUCGAACCUGCGACUGGAACCCGACUCACGCUGUGCUGUGAUUCGUCGCUUCGCCAUCGCUGCCGAGGUCGUUCGCUCCAACACUCACAGUGGGAGGAGUUCUGGAUCUGUUCCAGAUGUGUGAGGGAUCCACCGCCAUCCAGAUGUGUGUGUGUGUGGGGGGGAUCCUUUAAGACACACCUUAAACCACGCCCCCUUUCCCUCACCUAUUAAACCCCCUGUGCUGGCGUGGAGUCAGUUGAUGGACACACGUUUCCCGAGCCUCUUCACUCAGAGAACCGAGGUUACAAUGUAACCCAGUGAUUCCAGUUCCGGUUCGACUCCGGCCUGUGACGAUCACGUGACCACGCCGGUACUCUUAGAAAAAACAAGCUGUUCUUUUUACUUGAAAGUUGUCUACUGUAUUCUACUGUGUAAGGAACUCUGACUCUUUUUGGUCUCGGUGAAAAGGGACGGACAUGAAAAUGGCGUCGUCCUGUUUCCAGAGCCGUGUAACGAUUAAAUGUGUCCCUGUAUAUAGAAGAGGAUUUAACAAAGAGAUUUAUGCAAGAGGUGCUGGAGGGAAACAUUGCUCUGAUGCCAUUUCCUUCCUUUUAGUUCCACUUGGUUGAUGAUGGACUGUUUUUUGAAGUGCACACAUUGCAGCAUCAUCUUGUUCCACGGUGAUAGAACAGAGGAUGAGAGGAAACAGAGGGUCCAGAGCGACAUGCAGCAGAUCCAACCCUGUGUUCACAUCAUGUAUCUCCUUUAAAACUAAACAACCUGAGUUUCAGAGCAAAGAAGGUCACAGUCUAAAUUAUAUUUACUUUAGUUUUUUCUGAGGACAACUGGAAAUCUAUGAGCACAGUCUGCGUCCGGCCUCUCAGCGUCCAGAAGGAACCAAAGGAGAUCACAGCCAUAAACUAACUUCACUGAGUGGACGUGGAAACAGCUGAGAUGCAGUGUCAUGUCCCGGGUGGCUAAUAAAUCCCAAUGAGAGAAUAAUAGAGGAAAUGAUAAGGCAGGAUAGAAUAGAUAUAGGAAGUAGAGUUUAAAAUGAAAUGAGCACUUUUAUAAAGAGGCCAAACCUGGAAAAGAAAAGGAGCCGUCAAUGCAAAGAAGAUGCUGUUGUAUAGCAUGAAAUAUUCUGGUUCUCAAAUGUACAGAAUGUUUUACAAAUACUUGGAACGCUGUACAUUCACAAUCAGAUUGAAAGAGUUUUUAAAUACCCAGACACAUUUUCUGAUCCCUUCCACAGGAUACGAGGAUUUAUGCACAGUGUUAUUCAAGGGACAUGGAAAGUUUUAAAGACUCGAGGUGGAAUGUACAUUAUAUAGAAACAUAUAUAAAUUACAGAUUUAGAUGUUUUUAAAGAGUUGAAAUUCUUAAAAUUUAAGAUGAAAUUAUAGAAAUACCAGCUUUGAAAGGGGAGGAGGAGGAGGGGGGGCGGGGGUUGUUCCUGGAUCUUUGUGUGAUAGUAUUUCAAAACUACAUAUUUAUGUCCUUAAAUACAAAUUGAAAAGGGAGAAUCAACUUAUCGAAUAUAUACAUUUAACUUGUAAAUAUGACAUUUGGUUUUCAUAACAUGUCGAAAAGGUGCAAACUUGUUUCUCUUUUAGUUCAGGAACUUGUUUUUUGUGAAUCCGUCUUUUUUUCUGAAUCCAGUUCUGCACAUGGUAAAUGUUCAGUGUGGAGGAAAGUGAUCGGACCAGAUUCAUGUUCUCUGAUAACCGUCAGACUUUAAAUCAUGUGUAGAAACAACUCGUCCACUCAUGUUUUGUGUUGCCUCCAUGUGUGAGGGGGGGGGGGGGACUUGAUGCUAAGGGUUGAUGUGCAAUGUUUCCACACGGGUAGCGGCGAGAUGCUUUUAUUGAAGACGGACUCCGGGAUGGACUGACUGUCAGAAGUAGUUUUGUUUUUUCUUCUGCCGUUUGAGCCAUGUCAUGAUGCUGUGAUGUCAUGGCGGCGCUGAUGAUGUCACACUGUGGAGGAGGGGGGGAGGGGGCGGAUGAGGUCACAGUGAUAACAUCUAUGAAUGCUGUUGGAUGUCGUAAUGCAGAAAAAUAAAACAUUUUUGGUGAAUUUAAA
This is a messenger RNA of Platichthys flesus (European flounder), 8114 nucleotides long. RefSeq names its product KIAA1549-like a. The coding region runs from base 151 to 4872 and encodes 1573 amino acids. NCBI's taxonomy places the organism in Eukaryota, Metazoa, Chordata, Actinopteri, Pleuronectiformes, Pleuronectidae. The record is from RefSeq and is a predicted model, not a curated record. The transcript has 24 exons.